AACCGAGGUGGGUGUCGCCGGCGGCGCAUAGGCGCUCGCCAUGGAGUCCUACGAUGUGAUCGCGAAUCAGCCGGUGGUGAUUGACAACGGUUCUGGCAUGAUUAAAGCUGGCUUUGCAGGUGAUCAAAUACCUAAGUACUGUUUUCCAAAUUAUGUUGGCAGACCAAAGCAUGUCCGAGUUAUGGCUGGAGCUUUGGAAGGUGACAUUUUCAUUGGCCCAAAAGCAGAGGAACAUAGAGGUCUUCUUUCUAUACGGUACCCAAUGGAACAUGGAAUAGUGAAGGACUGGAAUGAUAUGGAGCGCAUUUGGCAGUAUGUGUAUUCAAAAGAUCAACUCCAGACAUUCUCUGAAGAACAUCCUGUGCUCUUGACGGAAGCACCACUGAAUCCUCGUAAGAACCGUGAACGAGCAGCUGAGGUUUUCUUUGAGACUUUCAAUGUGCCAGCUCUGUUCAUCUCUAUGCAAGCUGUGCUUAGCCUUUAUGCAACAGGACGAACUACAGGGGUGGUGUUGGACUCUGGGGAUGGGGUCACCCAUGCAGUACCUAUUUAUGAAGGUUUUGCAAUGCCCCACUCCAUUAUGCGAAUUGACAUAGCUGGCCGCGAUGUCUCUCGUUUUCUUCGUCUCUAUCUCCGGAAGGAAGGCUAUGACUUCCAUACAUCAUCUGAAUUUGAGAUCGUCAAAACCAUAAAAGAGCGGGCUUGCUAUUUGUCAAUAAACCCUCAGAAGGAUGAAACUCUAGAAACUGAAAAAGCUCAAUAUUACCUUCCUGAUGGAAGCACCAUUGAGAUUGGUCCUGCCCGAUUCAGGGCUCCUGAAUUACUGUUCCGUCCAGAUCUGAUUGGAGAAGAAUGUGAGGGAUUGCAUGAAGUUCUGGUUUUUGCAAUUCAAAAGUCUGAUAUGGACUUAAGGCGAACUCUCUUUUCUAACAUUGUGCUCUCUGGAGGCUCAACGCUUUUCAAAGGUUUUGGUGAUAGGCUUCUGAGUGAAGUAAAGAAACUGGCCCCUAAAGAUGUCAAAAUCAGGGUAUGUAGAGCUUGUUUGGAGGUUGUAACAGGGGAGCACAACUACUGUAUACACUUGCCUGAAGAUCAGUACACUCCUAUUUGGAUGGUUAUUCUUUUCCACCAAUUGCACAGCUUCGGGAGGGAUGCACACGGAGCAGUGAAGGAGGAAGGGGACACCAGCCUGAUCAGCAGAAUCGACCCUAGUAAUCAAUAGGGUGACAUGUCGUGACUAUAUAAUCCUCACAUGAAAGGACUUAAGAACCCUGUCAUACUCUGUUUUAACUAGAAUCUACUCAGAUUUCACCAGAACAUGUUCUUUUUUAAUGGUAAUUUUAUUAACA
Protobothrops mucrosquamatus (brown spotted pit viper) is the source of this 1349-nucleotide messenger RNA. It is a transcript of the gene ACTR1A, whose product is annotated as actin related protein 1A. NCBI's taxonomy places the organism in Eukaryota, Metazoa, Chordata, Lepidosauria, Squamata, Viperidae. The transcript is spliced from 9 exons. Bases 41 to 1222 code for a protein of 393 amino acids. The record is from RefSeq and is a predicted model, not a curated record.